This is a messenger RNA of Hippocampus zosterae (dwarf seahorse), 1831 nucleotides long. Its product is annotated as integral membrane protein 2C-like. Lineage: Eukaryota; Metazoa; Chordata; Actinopteri; Syngnathiformes; Syngnathidae. Gene Ontology annotation, molecular function: amyloid-beta binding. Gene Ontology annotation, biological process: negative regulation of amyloid precursor protein biosynthetic process. Gene Ontology annotation, cellular component: Golgi apparatus; plasma membrane; extracellular exosome. The record is from RefSeq and is a predicted model, not a curated record. The transcript is spliced from 7 exons. Bases 85 to 897 code for a protein of 270 amino acids.
CAGCAUUCAGCAAGUGCUUCACGAAAGAAGAAUAAAUUCUAACAACCCACCCACCACCAACAACAACUUGACAGAACAUCCACAAUGGUGAGGAUAUUCUUCCGCGCCUCCUCAUCUGACAAGGGAGACAAAGAGGAACAACUCGUUGUCAACGAGCUUGACCGGGACCAGGACCUGGAGUCUACUUCAGCCCGCAUCAAGAGGUAUUUUCCAGUCCGCCUGUGCGUCGCCGUGUUUGCCGUGCUGGUCAUUCUCCUAGGACUGCUGCUGGGCUCCAUCUACACCUACCGCCACUUCCAUCCUUCUAAGUUGGAUGACACCUUGCCACGUGGCGGUUCAUCUGUCAGUCAAAUCUUCAUGCCGGCAAAAAACCCCAUCACCUUACCAGAUAACAAAUUGCUUGAAUCACUGGAGGUGUUCAAGUGCCAUGUUAUGUUCGAUGAUUAUAACCACCAAUUGGAGCUGACCAUGGAAGUGGCCGUAUCCCUGCAACAAUGGUACGAGUACAUCAAGGUGGUCAAGAUGGGUGGACGCGACAACCCCUAUGACAUCAUCCACGACUUUAAAAAUAGCAAGACGGCAUAUUAUGACAAGCAGUUGUCAAAAUGCUUUGUGGGCCCGCUGAGCUCCGCAGGAAUGUCUCCACCCUACCUUUUGGAGAAGCUGACCAACACCAAGAGUGAGAUUUACUUAGCGGAUAACUACGUGUUGGAGGAAGUGAUGAAGGUGACCGGCCCGCUGACCAUCGAGGAGAUGACCCCCACCAUCCAAGAGAUGUGCCGCGAAAGGGAGACCUUUGAAAUGCAGAGAGGAGAUCCAGCUAUAAAGAAUGACCUCUGCAGGGAAAUUAUUGACUUGGACAGGCCUUACAUCGUGAUUACUUACAUGUGUCCCUAAAGCGAACGGCGACUUCAGUUCUUGACUACACUUCUAAACUGCACUUUAAACCUUGUCAUUUUUUUUCUUUGAAAUUACAAAACAUUUGUCAUAGUUUGUGUGUUAAUAGAAUGGUGGCUGACUGGUUUGCGGAUCAGUUUCAGUUUGGGACCCUGGCCGUCCUGUGCUGGAGAUUUCGAUGUUCUCCCCUUGCUUGAUUUAUUCCCACAUUGCCAAAAAAACAUCACAUUCGGUAGAUUGCGGAGGCCAAAUUAUUCAUGCGUGUGGAUGCUUGUACCCCAACAUAGAUUGGCGACCAGUCCGGGUGUCUCGCCUCUCGCUCAGUCAGCUGGGAUAAGAAAUCCUGGAGAAUAGAAAACUGAUGGAUAUAUGAUUUUGUCAAUUUGUAAAUUUGAAAUGCACUGGUCAAGAAAUAUGAUGCGUGUCCCUUUUUUCCUAGCACUUCAUGUUUUUGAAAAAAUGAAGUGCAGUGUAGUGCUUGCGCAAUAAGGGUUUUACCAUCUGUUGUACAGUUAUUUAUAGCUGCACCUGUGCUGAAGCCAACCUUGAAGUUUGUUAUAAUAAUUUGUUGACCAGUGCUGUCACAUAACAUACCUCAUAUAUUUUUGGAUGGUUCACAGUAAAUGAAUUUUGAAUGUUACCAAGCAAUAUAUGAAGUAAAGUGAAUUUUCUACAUACGAUUAGUUGUUGCAUAUAUAUUUGGAUUUUAUUAAAUGGCUUUAGACUGUUAAGAGAGUGAGAAGGAACCAAAGUGUGCUGUCUGCAGAUUAUUAUUGCUGAUUGUAGAAAACAUCUGAAAUUGUCCAUUUUCUUCCCGACGAUUGUACCCAGUUAAAAAUAAUAUAGUUUAUUUGUUUCAAUUGAUGUGUGUGACUCAAUAUUGGUGUAUUUUACUGUACAUUAUUUUGCUGCUUUAAUAAACUAUUCAACUUUC